AUGGCGGCGCCCAUGAGCGAGUGUCGUAGGCGGCUUGAGAGUAUGGAUCCCUCCGUUCUCCCGGGUGGGGCGGCUCCGUAUGGGAACUUCCCCGAUUAUUCUCACUUCCACCCGCCGGAGGGACGCGUUCGCCUCCUUCCUCCCGCGCUGCUGAGCCAGUUAUUCCCAAAUCAACAUAGGAGACCGCUUCUGGGUCUGGACGUAGGAUGCAACUCGGGGGAGCUCAGCAUCGCCCUCUACAGACACCUUCUUGGACUGCAGGACAACAGAAGCAGCCCAGAGGGUUCCAUGGCUGAAACGGACCUAAGACUCCUUUGCUGUGACAUCGAUAAUGAGCUGAUCGAGCGAGCCAAGCAGAGAAGCCCUUUCCCUGCCUCUGUUUCUUAUGUCACCCUUGAUAUCAUGGACCCCAAUACAAGGGAGCCUCUGCUGCACUCCUAUUUGAGCAAAUUUGGACACUCUACUUUUGACAUUUGCUUCUGCAUGUCUGUGACCAUGUGGAUCCACCUGAAUCACGGGGACAGUGGCCUGGUGACAUUCUUGUCCUGUCUUGCCUCCAAGUGCACAUACUUGCUAGUGGAACCACAGCCGUGGAAGUGCUACCGAGCAGCUGCCCGACGUUUGCGGAAGCUGGGCAGGAAUGACUUCGACCACUUUCGCUCGCUCACCAUCACCGGAGACAUGGCGGAGAAGAUAACUGAAAUCUUGACCAAAGACUGUGCCAUGGAGCUUGUGUGUUGCUUUGGGAGCACCAACUGGGACAGGAGACUUUUGCUUUUUAAAUCAAGUAGGCUGAAUACUUGUGGCGAUUAAAGACCUGUCAUUGUUUGUAUCACAUCAGAGAGAAGGCAGCAAGUUAUUGGCAGGAUGGUCUGCUGCUGGCGUGUUAACUUUCAUAUGUUUAUUUUAAGGUUGCAUCAGUUGAAUGCUGCUUUUCAUCUUGCUGUGCUUGGGAGCAAAGACAUGUAUGUGUCUGAUCUUUUUAGAAGGCAUAUUCAUGGUACAGUGCCAGUAACCCCUUAGGGUGAUGAUGGGUGAGGGUUGAGUGGGCAAGUUGAUGGGACAGUUGUGGGAUCCUUCAGUGAAGAAACUUCAGCUUCACUGAUGAAGCAGUAAAGGGAAGAUGGAGGCCCUUUGGACAGCAAGCUGUAUGCUGAAAGCUAGUGGAAGUUUUGGCUAACCUUGGAAAGCUGCAUUUGGGUUGAAGGCACGGUGCCAGGAAAGAGUUUUAAUAUUUUGCUGGGGUGCCAAAAAUGCUCCUGUUUCUUUGAAUAUGUUACGUGUGUCUCCUCAUUAUUUAAAAUAGCUUUUUUCAUGUUUUUUUUCUUCUCUUUGAAACAGUCGUCACUGUUGCUCCUUUAUUGCAUCCGUUGCAAAAAGCAGAAGACCAAAUAUACUGUGCUGGGAGAACUAGAGUUGACUCACAAAUAUUACAUUCACUAAGGGGAAAGAGAAUAUUGGCUGAAAUGCAUCAUCACAUUCAUAUGUUUGUUUCUCCAGCAAAGCAGUACAUCUUUUUUCUUCUUGUGUCUCUUUUUUCACACACACCCAUCCCCCAGUCUGUCCUAACCUUUGACUGUUCUACUCCCACUUUGUUCUCCCCAUGUUCCAGUUUGUGUUUAAAGUGUGUUUUAAAAUGAACAAAAGAAACUCCUUAUGUAUUCUGAAUGAACUUUCUGCUGUUAGAUAAAAAUGUGAUUUUGUGUGUGUGAGAAAAUGAAAGUAACGCAUUCAGAGGACAUAAUAAAUUCUAGCUUGAUGACCCCCUCUGUUAAUUGUGAUUCCUGAAUGCAGGCAGUCCAGUAAACCAGGGAAGGUUGGUUGGCAUCAACCUAGAAUUUCUAACCAGGGUUUGUAGUGACUGUCCUACCAAUCAAAGAUCUUGUCUGAUGGGCAUGCAAGAGAGCGCCAUUUUGGUGGCAGCCCCAUGAUUACGGAACAACCUCCCCAGGGAGGUGUGCCUGCCCCCCCCCCUCAUUUUUAAAUUUUUAUUUAUUGCAGUCCCAAUUGAGAGAGGCAGUGCGGUGUAGUGGUUAAGAGUGUCAGACCAGAAUCUGGGAGACUCAGGUCCAAAUCCUCACUCUGCCACAGAAGCUAGCUGGAUGACCUUGGGCCAAUCACACACACUCAGCCACACCUACCUCACAGGGCUGUUGUGAGGAUAAAAUGGAGAAGGGAGUGAUAUAAGCCAAUUUGGGUCAAGGUGAGGUACAAAUGAAUUAAAUAAUAAAUUAUGAUAUUUUAUAUGUUGCUUGUAAUUGUUGUUUUAUUACAUCGUAAGCAGCCUAGAGCUCUGCAAGGUACAGAAGUGGCUAAUAAAUGUUUUAAAUAGA
Molecule: messenger RNA, 2333 nt
Organism: Heteronotia binoei (common prickly gecko)
Lineage: Eukaryota; Metazoa; Chordata; Lepidosauria; Squamata; Gekkonidae
Gene: BCDIN3D
Product: BCDIN3 domain containing RNA methyltransferase
Biological process (GO): miRNA metabolic process; negative regulation of pre-miRNA processing
Cellular component (GO): cytoplasm
Molecular function (GO): RNA methyltransferase activity; O-methyltransferase activity
Source: RefSeq, a predicted model, not a curated record